AUGAAGAAGAGCGGCAGGAAGCCUGCCCCGAGGGUCCCGGAGCAGGAGGCCUUCUGUGUGCUGCCCUCGCCCGGCCCAGGCCAUCUCCAGACUACCCUGGACGGGGGAGAGUACGCCCUUUUCGUCUCCCCUCCCAUGUUAGAGGGCAAUUUUAUCCAGGUCAACCGGAGAGGUGAGUCCAUUUACCUUCACAACCGCGCCAACUGGGUGGCUGUGGGCAUCUGCUCUUCCAGUCACAGCCCCAAGACCCCCAACGUGAUGCUGCUCGCACACCGGCCGCCUGCCGCCUGGAACGACGGCGAACCCCUGUUCAGAAGCCUCCUGACCUCGCCAGAGAAGCUGGUGCUCACCAGGUUCCUCCCUCUGCAGUUUGUGACUCUGUCCGUGCACGAUGCUGAGAACAUGCGCCUCAAGGUGAAGCUGGUGAGCGGCCGAGCCUACUACCUGCAGCUCUGCGCCCCUGCCUACCAACAGGACUUCUUGUUUUCUCAGUGGGUGGAGCUCAUCUCCCUGUUGAAUCAGGAGAAAGCCAAAGCUGCCAAGCUGUCAGAAGUGUCAAGCCUCUCGGAAAUCACCAACAGCACAGACAUCACGGGCUCGGUGGACAUCAUGGACAUGGAAGAAUUCGCAGCUGUGCAGACUCCGUGUGUGCACGCAUAUUCAGACCCUGAACAUGCCAUAGAAAAUGCUGAUUUCUCAGAAUUAACGGUCAUCACUGAUGUCACCGACGUCACGGACGUUCCAGAAAAUGAGGUCACUGAGGCCCCAGAUAUAAGCAUUUCCACAGAAGUUACAGAAGUCACAGACCUCCAUGAUGUCACAAACAGCUCGGGAGUCAGAGUGGUAUUUGAAAAUGAUGACAUACGAAGGGCCAAGCAAGAGGAAAAGGAAAAAAUGAAAAACAUUCUGAAGCCUGGGUGUCUACAAGGUACAAAAAGUAAGAAUGAGUUCAAAGAAUUCUCAAAACACGUCACCAUCUCAAACGUGACACUGACUUUCGAAGGUGAAAGAUGUUUUGAAACUAUCUUGACUCCAGAACACAGUGAGACAAAUACAUUCACAGAGAAGAGUGAUAGAACCUUGGAAAUGAGGACAACAGAUUUUAAAAGCGCGGCUCUCAAGGCUGAAGAGUCCAGGUACGUGAGGCCGGGAAGUGCGGGGUGCUCGCACUGA
Messenger RNA from Molossus molossus (Pallas's mastiff bat), 1173 nucleotides. It is a transcript of the gene GARIN2, whose product is annotated as family with sequence similarity 71 member D. The transcript is spliced from 4 exons. Gene Ontology annotation, cellular component: nucleus. Lineage: Eukaryota; Metazoa; Chordata; Mammalia; Chiroptera; Molossidae. The record is from RefSeq and is a predicted model, not a curated record. Bases 1 to 1173 code for a protein of 390 amino acids.